This is a messenger RNA of Gigantopelta aegis, 1734 nucleotides long. Its product is annotated as electron transfer flavoprotein-ubiquinone oxidoreductase, mitochondrial-like. Gene Ontology annotation, molecular function: iron-sulfur cluster binding; electron-transferring-flavoprotein dehydrogenase activity. Gene Ontology annotation, biological process: electron transport chain. NCBI's taxonomy places the organism in Eukaryota, Metazoa, Mollusca, Gastropoda, Neomphalida, Peltospiridae. Gene Ontology annotation, cellular component: mitochondrial inner membrane. The record is from RefSeq and is a predicted model, not a curated record.
CAUCCUCGUAUCACAACACAUUAUUCUGUUGUAUCACGAGAGAAUGAUCCUCGAUGGGAAGGUAUUGAUAUGACUCGUGAGGCUGAUGAAUGUGAUGUUGUAAUUGUGGGGGCAGGACCAGCUGGUCUUUCUGCAGCUAUUAGACUUAGACAGCUUAGUGAGGAGAGUGACAAAGAUAUCAGAGUAUGUGUGGUGGAAAAGGCACCAGAAGUUGGAGCACAUACUUUGUCUGGGGCAGUAUUAGAGCCAAGAGCAUUAAUGGAGUUAUUUCCUGAUUGGAAAGAGAGAGGGGCUCCACUCCACACUCCAGUGACAGGUGAUAGAAUGGCAAUCUUGACCAAAAAAAGACGCAUUCCCAUACCAAUUAUUCGUGGUCUCCCAAUGAACCAUGGCAACUAUAUUGUGAGACUAGGAAACGUUGUACGUUGGUUAGGAGAACAAGCUGAAGCAAUGGGAGUAGAAAUAUAUCCUGGAAUAGCUGCUAGUGAAGUAUUGUAUCAUGAGGAUGGUAGUGUUAAAGGUAUAGCUACUGUUGAUGUUGGAGUAGCUAAAGAUGGAUCACCCAAGAAUACUUUUGCAAGAGGUAUGGAACUACAUGCUAAGGUCACCUUGUUUGGUGAGGGUUGUCAUGGUUUUCUAGCCAAACAGCUUUAUAAAAAAUUUAACUUAAGACAAAAUUGUCAGCCACAAAACUAUGGAAUAGGAUUGAAAGAAUUAUGGGAAAUUGAUCUGGCAAAACAUAAGCCAGGCUUAGUAGAACACACUGCUGGUUGGCCUACAGAUCGGAGGACAUAUGCUGGGUCAUUUAUGUACCAUCAUGAAGGGUCACCUCAAGUGUCUUGUGGAUAUGUGAUUUCUUUGGAUUAUGCCAACCCAUAUCUGAACCCAUUUAAAGAGUUUCAGAAAUGGAAGCAGCAUCCAUCUAUUCGUCCUAUCUUUGAAGGAGGUACAAGAAUAGGAUAUGGAGCACGUGCACUCAAUGAAGGAGGAAUACAAAGUAUUCCUCAACUUGCUUUUCCUGGUGGUGCUCUGAUGGGCUGCAGUCCAGGUUUUAUGAAUGUACCUAAAAUUAAAGGUACUCACAAUGCUAUGAAGUCUGGUAUGUUAGCUGCAGAGUCUGCAGAAGCCCUCCCUGAGUAAGAUCAGAAUGAGACUUUAACUUCAGGUCUCUAUUUGGAUACAUACGAAGAAAGAGUAAAAAGCAGUUGGGUAUGGAAGGAAUUAAAGCAAGUCCGUAACUUUAGACCUGCUUUUCAUUCUCCUCUUGGCUACUGGGGUGGAAUAGCAUACACAGGAAUUUUCAUUUGGAUGUUACGAGGCAAAGAACCUUGGACAUUUCGAAGUCAUGUCCCUGAUCAUGCCCAACUACGACCUGCUCAAGAUUGCAAACCUAUAGAAUAUCUUAAACCAGAUGGAGAAGUCAGUUUUGACCUUUUGACCUCUGUAGCUCUAACUGGCACAAACCACGAACACGACCAACCUGCUCACCUGACCUUAAUGGACGACAGUGUUCCUGUUGAGAGGAAUUUGGCAGUGUUAUUUGACAGUCCUGAACAAAGGUUUUGUCCUGCAGGAGUUUAUGAAUACGUACCCUUGGAGGUAGGAGAAGGGAUGAGACUCCAAAUCAAUGCACAGAAUUGCAUUCAUUGUAAGACAUGUGAUAUUAAAGAUCCAAGUCAAAAUAUUAACUGGGUAACACCUGAAGGGGGUGGACCAGCCUAUUCAGGAAUGUAA